Messenger RNA from Oryza brachyantha (malo sina), 2000 nucleotides. Its product is annotated as protein JINGUBANG-like. Gene Ontology annotation, molecular function: protein binding. The coding region runs from base 186 to 1595 and encodes 469 amino acids. The record is from RefSeq and is a predicted model, not a curated record. Lineage: Eukaryota; Viridiplantae; Streptophyta; Magnoliopsida; Poales; Poaceae. The transcript has a single exon.
UGCUGCCUGCUCGUUCGAAGCUUCGACGAAGCCAUCUCGAUCUCUCCGCCUCGUUUGCUUCUCCCUCUCCUCGUCGUCGUCGUCGUCGUCUUCUUGUAGCUUCCGUCUCCGUUGCUCGCGAGGCGAGGUGGUGUUCGAUCGGGUUGGGCAGAGGCGGGGAGUAGUCUGGUGCGUACUAGCUUGGUAUGGGGAAUCACAAGAAGUUCUUGCAGUUUCUGAGGCCGGCCGACACGGCGGUGGCGGCGGCGAGGUCGUCGGACGAUGACGACGACGGCGGGGCGACGACGCCGUCGGUGCCGUCGCCGAUGAGUAGCUGGAGUGGGCGGACGUCCGCGGCGGCGUCGCCCUCGCCGUAUGUUAUGUCGCCGUGGGUGAACCUUCCUGGGUUUGGUGGUGGUGGUGGUGGUAGUGGUGGGGUGGUUGGCGGUGAUGGCCGCACGGGGUUGCUGGGGUCGCUUGUGAAGGAGGACGGGCAUGUGUACUCGCUCGCCGCGGCGGGGGAGUUGCUGUAUACUGGGACGGACUCCAAGAACGUGCGGGUGUGGAGGGAUCGUCGUGAGUUCGCCGGCUUCCGGUCCGGGAGCGGGCUGGUCAAGGCGAUCGUCAUCGCCGGCGACGGGAGGAUCUACACCGGGCACCAGGACGGGAAGGUGCGGGUGUGGCGGGCGUCGGUGGAGGACGCCGCCGUGCACCGGCGCGUCGGCUCGCUGCCGAGGUUUGGGGACUUGCUGAAGAGCGCCGUCAAUCCGUCGCACUACGUCGAGACGCGCCGCCGGCACAGCGCCGUGUGGCUGCGCCACUUCGACGCCGUGUCGUGCCUCAGCCUCGACGCCGACGCCGGGCUGCUCUACUCCGGGUCAUGGGACAAGACGUUCAAGGUGUGGCGCGUGUCGGACUCGCGGUGCCUCGAGUCGGUGCGGGCACACGACGACGCCGUCAACACGGUGGCCGCCGCCGGGUUCGACGCGCUGGUGUUCACCGGCUCGGCGGACGGGACGGUCAAGGUGUGGCGGCGGGAGCAGGGAAAGGGCGGCACCACGAGGCACGCCAUGGAGCGGGUGCUGCGCAAGGGCGAGAGCGCGGUUACCGCCAUCGCCGUCGCGGCGGAGGCGCGCGUCGUGUACGUUGGCUCCUCGGACGGCGCCGUCACCCACUGGCAGUGGCGGCGCGGCGUCGGGGCCGGACAACCUCCGAGGAACGGCGGGGCGCUGCGCGGGCACAAGAUGGCCGUGCUCUGCCUCGCGGUGGCCGGGCGCGUCAUCGUCAGCGGCUCCGCCGACCGGACGAUCUCCGUGUGGAGGCGCGAGGAGGGCGCCGAGCACUCCCACCUCGCCGUGCUCACCGGCCACACAGGGCCCGUCAAGUGCGUCGCCAUGGACGAAGAGAACGCCGCCGCCGCCGACGGCGACAAGCGCUGGGUGGUCUACAGCGGCAGCCUCGACGGCUCCGUCAAGGUGUGGCGCGUCUCGAGCACCCCCGACACAACGACGGCGCCGCCGACGCCGGCUUACGCGUGGAAGGCCACGCCGUCGCCGCUGGGCGCGUGGACCCCGUACGCGGCGGCGCCGGAGCGGAAGCGGAUGGCCGCGGCGUGACAGAGAAUCAAACCAUGCAGAGCACCACACGUGGCCCAACGAGAGAGCAGCAGUACUGCAGUAGGAGUAGACUGUACAUGCAUACGUAAAGAGUGGAGCUGUACACCGUAUGUUUAUACGGUGCGGCGUAUUCUUGAUUUAUUUUAUUUUCCGGAGAGGCAGCAAAAAUGGACGGCCGGAUGGGGACGUGCCAUCGUGUGGUUGCGAUUUGGUCGGUGAUCCCAGCGGCCGGUGGGCCCAGAGGAUGGUGAGAGAUUUGGACACUUCCAACUAAUCAGGGAAAGGGUUUUUGGUUGGGAAGAUGUGGAUGUUUUUAGUUUUCUUCUUUUGUGUUCUUUCAUUGGUUUGUCAUCAAUUGUUUUGCAGGAGAAGUUGUACAAAAGUCUUUGCUUGCGUGAGAAGGAA